Messenger RNA from Notolabrus celidotus (New Zealand spotty), 1156 nucleotides. It is a transcript of the gene tpcn3, whose product is annotated as two pore segment channel 3. The coding region runs from base 1 to 984 and encodes 327 amino acids. Gene Ontology annotation, biological process: transmembrane transport; monoatomic ion transport. Gene Ontology annotation, molecular function: monoatomic ion channel activity. NCBI's taxonomy places the organism in Eukaryota, Metazoa, Chordata, Actinopteri, Labriformes, Labridae. Gene Ontology annotation, cellular component: membrane. The record is from RefSeq and is a predicted model, not a curated record. The transcript is spliced from 9 exons.
AUGCUUCUCUUCACAGCGCUGCGCCCCCUGCUGGUGAGCCGAGCGGCUGAGCAGCUCGUCACUUUGACGACUUUAACGUUUACAACGUUUGUUUCCUGUUUCAGGUUCGACACGAUCAUCGUCAUCUCCGCUCUCAUCGCUACGAUCAUCAACUCCGCCGUGACGCCGAUCGGGGGAAUCACCAGUCGUCAGAUCCUGGACAUAGUCUUCAUCCUGAGAGUCCUCAGACUGAUCCGGGUCGUCGACAGCAUCAAGAGGUUUCGUACCAUCAUCAACACCCUGAUCCGGAUCGGACCCGCCAUCCUCACGUUCGGACAGCUGAUCGUUGUGAUAUACUACAUCUUUGCGAUGGUGGGGAUGGAGCUGUUCAAAGGGAAGGUGAGGUACGUGGAGGACCUGACCGACGAGACCAGGGAGUACUGCGGGAACGUUCUGCUGAACGGAUCCACCUUCGCUCAACUCAACUACUGCAAGAACAACUUCAACAACGUGGUCUCCUCCUUCAUCCUGCUGGUGGAGCUCACCGUGGUCAACCAGUGGCACGUGCUCAGCAGCGGCUUCGCCUUGGUCACACACGUGUCCGCUCAGCUCUUCUUCAUCCUCUUUCACAUCAUCGUCGUCAUCAUCAUCAUCAACAUCUUCGUGGCGUUCGUCCUGGAGGCGUUCUUCUUGGAGUACUCGGUGGAUAAGGGGGACCUGCAGUCGUCUCUGGAGAAGAAGAUCGAGGAGCUGGAGCUGGCCGUGGCUCAGGAGAAGGUGGAGGAUAAUUUGGUGAAUGCCAUGGAAACCUGCGACAACGACCUGGGAACCGUCCAAUCAGCAAACAGCAAACCCACCCUGAUGUUUAAGAUCGCUUCAAAAAGGUAUCGGACCGUGGACGCUCUGCUGCAGCGGAUGUUCGAGGCCGAUCUGGACCCCAAAGACCUCGCGGAGGCCGACGACCCCGACGGGAACUUCUCCAACCCGACGUUCAGCCCAGCCUAGAGCUCAUGUACAGAUUUAUAAAUAAAGGGAACCAGAUUCAUAUAUGAAGCUUUUUAUACUCAGACCUGAAGAGUCCAGGACCACCAGUCCACAUGUAGUGUUCUAUUUUUAUACGUGCUCCUGUCGCUCUGUGAAGAAUGUAUUUCUACAUAAAGAUUAUUUACACCCUUCA